AAACUGUGAUUAGAAGAUAAAUCCCUUCUAUAAUACGAGAAGGGUUUCUCAAAAAAUCAGAGACAAACAAAAAAAAGAACAAAGAACCUCACGAAGCCUCAUCAUCUCGGAUGGGUUAUUGGAAAUCAAAGGUUGUUCCAAGGUUUAAGAGAUUGUUUGAGAAGAGUCCAGAAAAAAAGACUGAUGUUGUUGAGGAGAAGCCACGAGAUGCUGAAGUUGUGGGGGAGGUUGUCAAAACCGAAGAACCAGCCAAGGUAGAAGAAACCAAACCGGAGGAAGUAAUUGCAACCGGGGAGAAAGAGAUAGAAAUCGUUGAAGAGAAGAAAGAAGAGGCUAAACCGGCUGAGGUUCCGGUUACAGUCCAGGCCCCCGCAGCUGCGGAGGAGGAGAAGAAGCCGGCCGUUGAAGAGGAGAAGAAGACCGCGACGGUGGAAGAGAAGAAGCCAGCCGUGGAAGAGGUGAAGAAGCCAACCGUGGAAGAAGAGAAGAAGCCAGCCGUGGAAGAGAAGAAACCUGUGGAGGAGGUGAAGAAAGAAGUGGUUGCCCCAGCGCCGGUGGUUGAGACUCCGUUGACCAAGGCUCCGGAAACUAAGGUGGUCGAAACUCCGGCCAAGGCACCGGAAACUCCGGCGGCAGAGCCACAAAAGGCUUGAAUUUUCUUCAUGGUACAUUUUUCUAAAAAAGUAUUGGUUGUCUUUGUGUGGAUAAUUUAUUUUGUUUGUUUAUUUGUUUUAUUAUCCAUGUGAAUUUACUCUAUACAUUAAUUUGCUUGCUUGAAUUAUAUGUUUUAUGAUACAAUCACUUCUUAUU
This is a messenger RNA of Camelina sativa (false flax), 810 nucleotides long. NCBI's taxonomy places the organism in Eukaryota, Viridiplantae, Streptophyta, Magnoliopsida, Brassicales, Brassicaceae. The record is from RefSeq and is a predicted model, not a curated record.